Messenger RNA from Penicillium verrucosum, 381 nucleotides. RefSeq lists its product as uncharacterized. The transcript has 4 exons. Bases 1 to 381 code for a protein of 126 amino acids. The record is from RefSeq and is a predicted model, not a curated record. NCBI's taxonomy places the organism in Eukaryota, Fungi, Ascomycota, Eurotiomycetes, Eurotiales, Aspergillaceae.
AUGGCUCGCCUUACAAAGCGCCAGAGAAAAAACCGCAAGGAUAGAAAGAGACGAGCCAGGCGGGCCGCUGAGGCCGCCGCAAACGCGCCCCCUCCUUCUGCUGAGGAGGCCACCGCCGCGACUCUGCGUCGCACCGCUGCUGAUGCUGCCGCCCCCGGUAGUGGUGGUGGUGAUGGUGGUGAUGGUGGUGGUGGUGACCUUGGUGGCCCUGACCGUGAUGGCGGCCAGGGUGCUUCCCAAGGUACCACCGAGCAGGCAGUGACCGAGCCACUACCAGGUGGCCCUACCGACCCGGCGCCGGCCUCCCCCAUCCCCUCCUCUCCUCCAUACUCCCCCUCUUACUCUCCUCCCACCUUUGGUCCCAAUGCUAACUUCGUAUAA